Molecule: messenger RNA, 786 nt
Organism: Branchiostoma floridae (Florida lancelet)
Lineage: Eukaryota; Metazoa; Chordata; Leptocardii; Amphioxiformes; Branchiostomatidae
Product: protein FAM186A-like
Exons: 2
Coding region: 1-786 (261 amino acids)
Source: RefSeq, a predicted model, not a curated record
AUGUCGCAGUUCCCUGCAGUGUUGCUGGUCCUGCUGCUGACCACCAGGCCGUGGCCGGACUCGCAGGCUGACCAGACCGACCAGUCCGCACCAUGCUGCCCGAACCUGCAGGCGGCUGAUGACCAGGCUGUACCUUACAGGCCGGACCAAAUGGCUGACCAGGCUGUACCUUACAGGCCGGACCAAAUGGCUGACCAGGCUGUACCUUACAGGCCGGACCAAAUGGCUGACCAGGCUGUACCUUACAGGCCGGACCAAAUGACUGACCAGGCUGUACCUUACAGGCCGGGCCGAAUGGCUGACCAGGCUGUAACUUACAGGCCGGACCAAAUGACUGACCAGGCUGUACCUUACAGGCCGGACCAAAUGGCUGACCAGGCUGUACCUUACAGGCCGGACCAAAUGGCUGACCAGGCUGUACCUUACAGGCCGGACCAAAUGGCUGACCAGGCUGUUCCUUACAGGCCGGACCAAAUGGCUGACCAGGCUGUACCUUACAGGCCGGACCAAAUGGCUGACCAGGCUGUACCUUACAGGCCGGACCAAAUGGCUGACCAGGCUGUUCCUUACAGGCCGGACCAAAUGGAUGACCAGGCUGUUCCUUACAGGCCGGACCAAAUGGAUGACCAGGCUGUACCUUACAGGCCGGAAAUCCACCUCGAGAAUUCCAAGCUUCAGGAGAUGACCAGACUGAUGGAGGCGAUGCAUGCCGAGAUCAAGAUUAUGCGAAGUUCGGUUUUCCACCUGGCGGAAUUGAAGGUAGCUUCGUAUUUGUGUCUGUAUUGA